This is a messenger RNA of Teleopsis dalmanni, 1239 nucleotides long. RefSeq names its product zinc finger protein-like 1 homolog. Bases 265 to 1182 code for a protein of 305 amino acids. Lineage: Eukaryota; Metazoa; Arthropoda; Insecta; Diptera; Diopsidae. Gene Ontology annotation, cellular component: Golgi apparatus. The record is from RefSeq and is a predicted model, not a curated record. The transcript is spliced from 5 exons.
GGCUGUCAAACGAAUUUCAGAUUACUAACGAAAAUAUAAUAAAUGGAAAAAAAUUUAAUACAAUUAUAAUAAUAAACAUAUUUACUAUAUUGUACACAGUAAAUAAAUAUCAAAAAUUAUAUAUAAUAUAAAAAGUAUAAUAAACUAAUUUGUACUAAACGAAUUGAUUGAAGUUAUGUUUGGGUGGAGGCCACUGAACCGAUCAGAUUAGUAUAACACCGUGGCAAGAUAAACAAAAGUAAAAGUUUAAAAAUUUAAUACAAAAUGGGUUUGUGCAAAUGUCCCAAGAGGCAAGUAACAAAUCAAUUCUGUUUUGAACAUCGCGUCAAUGUCUGUGAACAUUGUAUGGUGCAAAGUCAUCCAAAGUGCAUAGUGCAAUCAUAUUUGCAGUGGUUACGCGAUAGUGAUUAUAUCAGUUCUUGUACUUUGUGUAAUACAUCACUGGAACAGGGCGAUUGUGUGCGUCUAAUUUGUUACCAUGUAUUUCAUUGGGAUUGUCUUAAUGCACGACAAUCGGCUUUGCCAGCGAAUACAGCGCCUAGAGGACAUCUCUGCCCAACGUGCGAUAGCGAAAUUUUUCCAACAUCAAAUUUAGUUUCCCCUGUAGCUGAUGCGUUAAAAGCGUAUUUGUCACAAGCGAAUUGGGGACGAAACGGUCUAGGUUUAGCUUUGUUACCAGAAGACUAUUCAUCUACCGCUAAGUCUUCAGCAUCGGUGAGCAGUAGCAAAGUUAAUACGCAUGCACCUGUCACUGCUGCGGUUAGUAGCAUGACCAAGGUGCAUAGCAAGUCAAAUGGUGUUUUCCCUACAGCCGCAAUGAAACAUGAGAAUCCACAUUCCGUUCUUCUAAUGGAUGCGUUUAGUCCACCAACAGCAAACGAUGUUCAAGCUAGCAGCAGAAGACCUCUAUUACCACGUCAGCCACCAAUUGGUGGCACCGAUAGAGAUGAAAACAAAUACAAAAGACGUACACCAGCAGAAAUAUUUGCUCGCUGGUCAAGGCGUUUCUAUGCACCAUCAUCACGUCCGCCCUGGCGACGUACGUGGUUCUUAGUGCUCAGCGGUAUAACAGCAUUUAUUGUGAUCAUUUAUAUAAUGGCUGUACUUGGUCGCAGUGGUUCUGAUGAUGCAUUAGGCGAUACUUGGAAUAAUCCAAAUCCUAAUCCUAAACAUUAUGAAUGAAUGGAAUGGAAAGACAAAAUUAUAUAUAAAUAAAAACGACAACUCGAUAUUGAUGUG